AUGAGACACGACAGUGUGAAUAUAAAGAUCCUCCACAAUUCUUUAAUUGAAGGAGACAUGAAUGAAAAGCUUUUGAGCGAAGUAAAAGGUGGAGAAAAUGUGGACGAGGAAGAGAGAAUCACGCUAAAGGAAAAAAUAUGGAAUGAGUCCAAAACUAUGUGGAUUGUUGCUGGGCCAGCUAUAUUUACCCGUUUUUCAUCCUUCGGAAUCAAUAUUAUUAGCCAGGCGUUUGUUGGCCAUAUCGGUGCCACCGAACUUGCAGCCUAUGCUCUGGUUUUCACUGUUUUGUUGAGAUUUGCCACUGGAAUUCUGUUGGGCAUGGCCAGUGGAUUGGAAACUCUAUGUGGACAAGCAUAUGGUGCAAAACAGUAUCACAUGCUUGGGAUAUAUCUUCAACGAUCAUGGCUUGUUUUGAUAGUAACCACAACUCUACUUUCACCAAUUUUUAUUUUUGCAUCCCCUAUUUUAAAAGCUUUAGGCCAAGACGAAGGCAUUGCAGAAAUGGCGGGAACUAUUGGUCUCUGGUUCGUUCCAGUGAUAUAUUCCUAUAUUGUAUCAUUUAGCUGCCAAAUGUAUCUACAAGCACAGAGCAAGAACAUGAUUAUUACAUACUUGGCGGCAUUUUCACUAUCAAUCCACAUCUUUCUCUCUUGGCUUUUAACAGUAAAGUACAAGAUGGGGAUUACGGGUGCCAUGAUAUCCACUAUUUUGGCAUACUGGAUUCCUAAUGUUGGUCAGCUAAUAUUUUUAUUCUCUGGAGGAUGUCCAGAAACGUGGAAAGGUUUUUCGUUUUUAGCUUUCAAAGAUCUUUGGCCAGUAAUCAAGCUUUCUUUAUCGUCCGGUGCAAUGCUCUGCCUUGAACUCUGGUACACCACAAUCCUGAUUCUGUUGACAGGAAACCUGAAAAACGCCGAGGUUGCAAUUGAUGCUCUUUCUAUCUGCAUUAACAUCAAUGGUUGGGAAAUGAUGAUAGCUCUUGGUUUCUUGGCUGCAGCAAGUGUUCGUGUUUCAAAUGAGCUUGGGAGAGGGGACUCUAAAUCUGCCAAGUUUGCAAUAAUAGUUACAGUUCUAACUUCGUUAGCCAUUGGACUAGUUCUUUUUGUAUUUUUCUUGUUCUUUCGGGGACGUCUAGCUUAUAUAUUCACGAAAAGUCAAGACGUGGCUGUGGCAGUCGCUAAUUUGUCACCUCUUCUGGCAUUGUCAAUACUCAUGAACAGUGUUCAACCGGUUCUUUCUGGUGUUGCCAUUGGGGCUGGACAGCAGAGCACUGUGGCAUAUGUUAACAUAGGAUCUUAUUACUUAAUAGGAAUUCCUAUAGGAGUUGUGCUUGGUUAUGUUAUCAAACUACAAGUUGAAGGUGUUUGGAUUGGAAUAUUAUUUGGCACACUCGUUCAAACUAUCAUACUCGUAAUAUUGACUUACAGAACUGAUUGGGAUAAACAGGUAUCCCUUGCUCAAAGACGAGUUCACAGAUGGUUUGUGGAAUCUGAAACCGAUACAAAUUUGCUGUCAACUGCUUGA
This is a messenger RNA of Fraxinus pennsylvanica, 1521 nucleotides long. The record is from the annotation of a GenBank genome assembly. NCBI's taxonomy places the organism in Eukaryota, Viridiplantae, Streptophyta, Magnoliopsida, Lamiales, Oleaceae.